AGCUAAGGAGAGGUUUAGAGCGUCUCUAGCUCUCUAUGUGUAGCUCUGGCUUUCGCUGUGAAACCGCAGAAAGCGUAGAGCGUCCCCUGUUCCGGGCCGCACUUAUACCUUCCCUCGUAACCCGGAAGUAGCCCCUUGGCGCGCGGGAGCGGCGGUUGAGGCGAGAGAGCGGGCAGAACUGCAGGCAAGAUGACCACCAGCCAGAAGCAUCGGGACUUCGUGGCCGAGCCCAUGGGGGACAAGCCUGUUGGCACUUUAGCUGGCAUUGGAGAUGUACUUGGCAAAAAGCUGGAAGACAAAGGCUUUGACAAGGCUUACGUGGUGCUCGGGCAGUUCUUAGUGUUGAAGAAGGACGAGGACCUCUUCCGUGAGUGGCUGAAGGACACGUGCGGUGCCAAUGCCAAGCAAUCCAGAGACUGUUACGGCUGCCUGAGGGAAUGGUGCGAUGCUUUCUUGUGAACGCCAUUAGUCAAAGCCUGGUGGAUGCUGUUAGGGCUUUUGUAAUUGGAAAGAGAUCAAACGUCCCCUUCUCUCACAGCGUAUACUCUUUAUAAACCUUUCAGCAUCUACAAGGGCUCGUUAGGGCUAUCACUCCUGAGACCAGGGGAAGAAAAUUGUUACUGCCUUUUAAUGUAACUGAACCUCUUUUUCUUUAGGGAGAGAGUUGAGAAGGGUCAGAUGUUCUAAUUUGAUACUCCAUAUGUCUUUUAUGUGGCUUUGAUAGCAACCCCCUCCCCCCCCGUUGGGCCACUGAACUCCAAAAACAUACUGCCUACCAAUAAUGAGAUCUCCCAGUUCCUUUGGUUUGAGCUCCAAUUAGAUUGGGGUUUAUCUGUUGGUUCUGAAAACAAAAGAUGUAUUAGGAUUAUUUUUCUAGUUUCUUUCUACUUUUUGAUCCUCACUAUAACUUUUUAUGCUACCCGGUUGAAUGGCAGGAACCAAAAAUCAUUGCAGAGUUUUUAAAACAAUAAAAAUCAGCUGUGUUAACUA
Molecule: messenger RNA, 990 nt
Organism: Rhineura floridana
Lineage: Eukaryota; Metazoa; Chordata; Lepidosauria; Squamata; Rhineuridae
Gene: BANF1
Product: BAF nuclear assembly factor 1
Exons: 3
Coding region: 190-459 (89 amino acids)
Molecular function (GO): DNA binding
Source: RefSeq, a predicted model, not a curated record